AUGAAGAAACCAAGCACCAACGUCCUCCCACACGAAACCCCAAACCUCAGGGACCAUUACACAAUCGGAAACAAGCUCGGCCACGGCCAAUUCAGCACCACCUACCUUUGCACCGAAAAAUCCACCGGAAUCGAUUACGCCUGCAAAUCCAUCCCCAAACGGAAGCUUUUAUGCAGAGAUGAUUAUGAUGAUGUCUGGAGGGAGAUUCAAAUCAUGCAUCAUUUGUCUGAAAGCCCAUGUGUUGUAAGGAUCAAAUGCACUUAUGAAGACAAUGUUUUUGUUCAUUUGGUGAUGGAGUUAUGUACAGGUGGUGAGCUUUUUGAUCGGAUUGUUAACAAAGGGUGGUAUAGUGAAAGACAAGCGGCUAAAUUCAUGAAGACGAUUGUUGAGGUGGUGGUGGCUUGUCGUUCUCUUGGUGUUAUACACCGUGAUCUUAAACCCGAGAAUUUUUUGUUUGAUAGUCAUGAAGAGAACGCACAGCUUAAAGCCAUUGAUUUCGGGUUGUCCAUUUUCUACAAACCAGGAGAGUAUCUGUGUGACAUGGUUGGAAGUGCCUAUUAUGUUGCUCCGGAAGUUUUGCAUAAACGUUAUGGCCCGGAAAUCGAUGUGUGGAGUGCCGGGGUUAUUUUUUACAUAUUAUUAUCCGGGGUUCCACCUUUUUGGGCAGAGACGGAUUCGGGCAUCUUUAAAAAGAUUUUAACAGGACAACUCGAUUUUGAAUCGGAACCCUGGCCACAAAUUACCGAAACCGCUAAAGAUUUAAUCAAAACAAUGCUCGAUAGAAACCCAGAGCAAAGAAUAACCGCUCAUCAAGUCCUACAUCACCCAUGGAUCAUGGAUGACCAAGUUGCCCCCGACAACCCAUUAGAUUCUACGGUUGUAUCACGCCUCAAACAGUUUUCCGCCAUGAACAAACUCAAAAAGAUGGCUUUACGCGUGAUUGCGGGAAGGCUUUCGGAAGAAGAGAUCGGUGGUUUAAAGCAGUUAUUUAAAACGAUUGAUACAGACCAUAGUGGGACGAUAACAUUUAAAGAACUGAAAGAAGGGUUGGCUGGAAUUGGCAACAAUGUAAUGGAAUCUGAACUCGUGGAGCUUAUGAAUGCAGUGGAUACCGAUAACAGUGGGACAAUUGAUUACACUGAAUUUUUAACAGCAACACUGCAUUUAAACAAGAUGCAAAGAGAGGAAAACCUGCUUGCAGCUUUUUCUUUUUUUGAUAAGGACAACAGUGGGUAUAUAACACAAGAUGAGCUUCAACAAGCGUGUAGAGAUUUCGGUUUACAAGAUGUUCCAUUGGAAGAAAUGAUCAAGGAAAUUGAUCAAGAUCAUGACGGACGGAUAGAUUAUGGAGAAUUUGCUGCGAUGAUGAGAAAGGCGGAUGGAGGGACUGGAAGCAGAACGACACGAGGAACUCUAAAGUUUGAUUUAGCAGAAGCUUUAGGAGACAGUCAAAGUAAUAAAACACAAGAUUAACUCAAGAAAAUCAUCCUGUUUUUUUUUUUU
Molecule: messenger RNA, 1503 nt
Organism: Lactuca saligna
Lineage: Eukaryota; Viridiplantae; Streptophyta; Magnoliopsida; Asterales; Asteraceae
Source: the annotation of a GenBank genome assembly